This is a messenger RNA of Fibroporia radiculosa, 1611 nucleotides long. RefSeq lists its product as uncharacterized. The record is from RefSeq and is a predicted model, not a curated record. The transcript has 3 exons. Gene Ontology annotation, molecular function: RNA polymerase II cis-regulatory region sequence-specific DNA binding; DNA-binding transcription factor activity, RNA polymerase II-specific. NCBI's taxonomy places the organism in Eukaryota, Fungi, Basidiomycota, Agaricomycetes, Polyporales, Fibroporiaceae. Gene Ontology annotation, biological process: cell differentiation; regulation of DNA-templated transcription; anatomical structure morphogenesis. Bases 1 to 1611 code for a protein of 536 amino acids.
AUGCCUGCCCACCGCACUCGCGAAACAUCCUCCCGAACCCUCGAAGUCUCGACGGACGCGCCACUACCCCCGACAGUCGCCAUCAUUUCCCCGACGCCGCGCGCACUUCACUUUCCUAUCAACUCUCCCGACGUUCGUUUUGCCUCUCCGUCCAGCUCCCCCUUCGAGUUAGAUCACAAACCAUGCACGCCUCCCCCGCCGCGCCCUCUCUCCCCCACUUCCUCCAUCGGCUCCGAAGCCUCCUCCAUUCUCUCCACCCCGUCCGCACGCUCCUCGCAGGCCUCGCACAAGCGGCGUAGAUCGACCGCCAGCGAUAUUGUGGAGCGCCGCCCGAAGAAGGGCGACGAGGACUACAUCAAGCGCCCCGAGAAUGCAUUUAUUCUCUUCCGGCGCAAAUGCUGCGAGGAUCGCCAGGCCAAAGACGAAGCCGAGGAGGCCACAGGGCCUGUAAAGAGGCAGCGUCAGGCAGACCUCUCCAAGACGAUCAGCCAGCAGUGGAAGACCCUCCCAGCAGAGGAGCGCCUCUACUGGGAGGAGCUCGCAAAGGAGAAAAAGAAGGAGCACGAAGCGAUGUACCCCAACUACGUCUAUCGUCCCCAGCGCGUCAAGGACAAGGCAAAGGCAGCAAAGAAGGGAAAGAGUCGCAGGGCGGACGGUGAGCCAGAUACGGAUGCAGAGAGCAGCAUUUCGUUCGUCCUUCCUGUUCCGUCACCACCUCGCAGCCUCAGUCGCGACAGCUUGCCCAUCGGGCGCGCGCAGAACCGCCGCGCAGCGUCUGCGCCAACGCCACCACCGGCAUACCAGACGAUCCAGCUUCCGACUGUGUAUAUGCCGUCGUGUCCUACGUCGCCGUCGCUGAAUCCUCUCGCCAUCCCAAGGAUCAGCCGGCGGCCCACGCACAUUCCCCCGCCCACUGACAGCGACCCUCUCACGCAUUACGAGUACUUACCGCACGAUUCCCUCUUCCCACCGCCGUUCAACCAAUCCGUCCCGUUCGAACCUAACCAGGCGACCGACCAGCUUUUCCAACAAAUGUUCCAGCUGGAGCAGCCUGCGCUAGCGGGCCAGGUCAACGGUCCCAUUUUGCAUUCUCUGAGCAUUCCUAGAGAGCCUUCAAGUUUGCCGCCCAGUCUGAUGUCACCGGCAGAGUCUGUCGCAUCAAGCCAGUUCCUGUCGCCUGUAGAUCAUUUUACGUCGCCCGUGUCGCCAUCGUCGCCGCAGGGUGGGCCGUUCACGCCUGUGGACUCGCUCUCGAUGAUGUCCCUGUCGCUCGCGAACAACGCCUGCGGCCAGCAGAUCGGCGGCAUGCCCGAUAACGCCGGCGAGCUGGCGUACUCGGCCUUCACGUGGCCAGACAGCUCGCUAUGGUCCGCCGAGGACAUGAUGAUCCCGGACGACUUUGACCUCAACUCGAUCCCGCCAAUCGAGCUGGGCCUCUCGCAGUACGACAGCGAGAUGCAGCACCUGUCCGCGCUCUCCGCGUCGGUCGGCAUGUCGCCAGGGUUCGAACUAGAGGGCGGGGACUUUCCCGCGCUGGGUCAAGAGCACGACCUUCACGAAGCGAACCCCGGACACGAUCCGUUCGCGAUAUUUGACGACAUGAACUGGUGA